GUGCGUUCCCUGCGCGGUCCAAGUUUUUAUUGUUUAAAAUUACGAUCACUACUCGUUUAUCGUUUUCUUUGUUUGGUGAAAUAUAUUUAAUUGUUCUCCAUCAUGUCGAGCCCGGCAAGAUCAACCCGCAGUCGCCGAGGGGUCGAUAGUUCGCAGGAAAAUACACAGCAAACACCACAGAAGCAGACAACUUCUAAUAGCGAAACGGAAACCCCGCUGCGCAUGGGAACCCAAAUGCCCCAGAAUGGCGCAAGCGUGGUGCUGGAAAGUUCGGACCACGUAGUGGUACCGACGUCGCCGGCGGCGGAUGCACCGAUCGUGCAGGCCACAAGCCCUUACGCCCGCGCUGUCGGCAUGAGCGAAAUCGACAUGAGUUCUCCGCUCAACUAUGGGACGCCAAGUUCGAUGGGAUCGAUUCGUACGCCCCGUUCCGGUGUGCGUGGUACACCGAUGCGGACGCGUCCGGAUUUGCGCGUGGACAAGUUCCCCCGGCAGGUGAAUGUGGGCAGCUCGGACGCUCGAAUGGACCCGAUUGCCGAAGAAAGCCAGCAGUCGGCUGGUGACCAGCAGGCCGCCGGACCCCGAUUGGUGGUUUGGGGCACGAAUGUGGUCGUCACCGAGUGUAUGGCCAAGUUUAAGCAGUUCAUAAUGCGCUACAUCGAUCCGGAUGCGGCACAGGAUGAGCUGACCGAAGGAAUCAAUCUUAAUGAACCGUUGUACAUGCAAAAGCUGGAGGAGUGUCAUACACUUGAGGAACCAUACUUUAACUUCAACUGCGCCCAUUUGAAAACGUUCGAUGAGACGCUGUACCGUCAAUUGAUCUGUUAUCCACAAGACGUUAUUCCUGCACUUGACAUCGCCGUGAAUGAAAUGUUCUUUGAACGAUACCCUGCGGCUAUUCUGGAUCACCAAAUUCAAGUACGUCCGUUCAACGCGGACAAGACACGCAACAUGCGUGCACUGAACCCGGAAGACAUCGAUCAGAUCAUCACGAUCAGUGGAAUGGUAAUCCGCACGUCGAAUAUUGUGCCCGAAAUGCGCUGCGCGUUUUUCAAGUGUUCGAUCUGCAGCUUCACCGCCGCCGUCGAGCUCGAACGGGGACGCAUUGCGGAGCCAACGCUUUGCUCGCACUGCAACACAAACCACUGCUUCCAGCUGAUUCAUAACCGGUCCCAGUUUGCCGAUCGUCAGCUGAUCAAGCUGCAGGAAUCACCGGAUGAUAUGGCGGCCGGGCAAACGCCGCACAACGUGCUACUGAUGGCGCACGAAGAUCUGGUCGAUAAGGUUCAGCCCGGUGACCGGGUGACCGUGACGGGCAUCUACAAGGCAAUGCCGAUACAGGAAAAUCCCCGCCAGUCGAGCAUGAAGUCGAUAUACCGAACGCACGUGGAUGUGCUGCACUUCCGGAAGGUCGACAACAAGCGCCUGUACGAGGAGGAAGAGGGCAAGGAUCACAUGUUCCCGCCGGAACGUAUCGAGCUGUUGAAGCGUAUUUCCGAGAAACCGGACGUGUACGAUCGCUUGGUGCGCUGCAUUGCGCCAUCGAUCUACGAAAAUACCGACAUUAAGAAGGGCAUUUUGCUGCAGAUGUUCGGUGGGUCGAAAAAGAAGCAGGCCACCUCGGGGCGGCAAAAUUUCCGUGCCGAAAUCCACAUCCUGCUGUGUGGUGAUCCGGGCACGUCGAAAUCCCAGCUGCUGCAGUACGUGUAUAAUCUUGUGCCGCGCACGCAGUACACGUCCGGGCGUGGUUCUUCCGCCGUCGGUUUGACCGCGUACGUUACGAAAGAUGCCGAAACUCGCCAAUUGGUGCUGCAAACUGGCGCGUUGGUUCUGGCCGACAAUGGAGUGUGCUGUAUCGAUGAAUUCGACAAGAUGAACGAUUCGACGCGCAGCGUGCUGCACGAAGUGAUGGAACAGCAAACGCUCAGCAUUGCCAAGGCUGGGAUUAUCUGCCAGCUGAACGCACGAACAUCUAUUCUGGCCGCAGCCAAUCCAUCCGAGUCGCAGUGGAACAAGAACAAAACGAUCAUCGAUAAUGUGCAGCUUCCGCACACGCUCAUGUCUCGGUUCGAUCUGAUCUUUCUGGUACUGGAUCCGCAGGACGAGGUGUUCGAUCGGCGCCUUGCGACACAUUUGGUUUCGAUGUACUACGCCACACGGGAAGAGAACGAAGAUACCUUAGUGGACAUGAGUGUGUUGCGUGAUUACAUCGCUUACGCAAAAGAACACAUCAACCCGGUCCUCUCGGAGGAAGCACAGCAACGACUCAUUCAAGCGUACGUCGACAUGCGAAAGGUAGGUGCGGGUAGGGGACAAAUUUCGGCCUACCCUCGCCAGCUGGAAAGUCUGAUCCGACUGGCGGAGGCUCACGCUAAAGUGCGCCUGAGCGAAACCGUCGACGUGGUCGACGUUGAGGAAGCGUGGCGCCUUCACCGGGAGGCACUGAAGCAAUCGGCUACCGAUCCGCUUUCGGGUAAAAUUGACGUCGGCAUUCUUACGACGGGACUGUCUAGUGCGGCGCGCAAGAAGCGUGCGGAGCUGGUGGCCUCAAUCAAAUCGAGCCUUAAAUCGAAGGGCAAGAUCUCCACCAUUCCCUACCAGAAAUUGUUUGGUGAAAUUAAAGAGGCUUCUCAAGUGCUUAUCACCAAGGAGCAGUUUGAGGAUGCCCUCAAGGAACUGCAAGAUGAAGGGGUAAUAGUAAUCGUCGGUAACAAUACGAUUCGAGUUUGUUAAGUGUGUUGCGUCGAUUAAUGGAUUUUUUAAACUUAAGUUUCUACUUUUUACUCAUACUUUAACUGUUUUUCUCUUUACUAUUAAUCUCCACAAUAAAAUGGUAGUAUUGAAAUG
Molecule: messenger RNA, 2847 nt
Organism: Anopheles coustani
Lineage: Eukaryota; Metazoa; Arthropoda; Insecta; Diptera; Culicidae
Gene: dpa
Product: DNA replication licensing factor MCM4
Exons: 7
Coding region: 103-2733 (876 amino acids)
Biological process (GO): DNA replication; mitotic DNA replication initiation; double-strand break repair via break-induced replication
Cellular component (GO): MCM complex; nucleus
Molecular function (GO): ATP hydrolysis activity; ATP binding; single-stranded DNA binding
Source: RefSeq, a predicted model, not a curated record